CGCAGUUAGCUAUUUGUGUAUCUGCGUUUUACUGUAACUUCGUCAGGCUAUGAUACAUAACUUCCGUGUUUCCACGCGUAACGUUAGGUCCAGACGCACAAACGUGUCAAAUAAAGGACCAAUGUCUUAUCAAAAAACAAGAAUGGGUCAGUCAGAGAGCGAGCACAUUCAUGUUGCUUCGAGGCAAUGCAGUUCAGGCGAAUGCACAGUUUUGCAGCCAGAUGUUCCUCUAGCUGUCGUUGAGGAGAUCCUACUGAACCUGCCUGAACAUCAGGUGGUGCGAGUCUGUCGGCUGGUGUGUCGUGAGUGGAAGGAGCUGGUGGACAGUGCUGCACACUGGAGAGAGCGCUGUCGGAGAGAGGGGAUCCAGCCCUGUGAUGCUUCCAGACCCCCAAAGGACUGGCGCCUGUUUUACUUUAUAAUUAAGAAGCGACGGAACUUGCUCAAGAAUCCCAGAGCUGAUGAUGAUCUUCAAGGAUGGGAGAUUGUACAGAAUGGAGGUGACCGUUGGGCAGCCGAGGAAAAUAGGAAACCAUUUCCGGACGACACAGUCACCAAAUGUUUUAUAACAUCUUAUGGGUUAUGUUUGAAACGACAGCUGAUUGAUUUGACGAAAGAAGGUUAUAGUGGUGAUUUCAUGGAUCAACUGCAACCUCAUAUCAAAAUAUCAGACUGGUAUGCGCCACGCUUUGAUUGUGGGUGUCAAUAUGAGGUCUGUGUAGAGUUGCUUGAUCAGAAGAAAAAAACCAUCAAAUCCUUUCAGCCUGAAAAAGUUUUCUUUCAACAGUGGAACGAUGAGCCGUGGUGUCAAAUGACACACGUCUUUAAGGAUUAUGGACGUGGGGUUCGGUUUAUUCGUUUCACUCAUGGAGGGGUGGAUACACAGUUCUGGGCAGGCUGGUAUGGAAUACGGGUCACUAACAGUAGCGUGGAGAUCUGUCCUGCUGCAGAGAAAUAGUGUCUUCCUGCAUGUUUUUUUUACAUUCCUAAAUUUACACAUAUAACCCUCAGAUGAGGAAUUCUAAUUAUGAAUUAUGCUAUAAGGAGAUACCAAGAAUGUUAUAACAUUACAAAGUUCUGUUGUAAAUGUUAGUGACUAUCCAUACAGCCGGACAUGCACUGCUUAUGAUAUAAUCAAUUACUUAAGUGCAAUAAAUUACUACAAAGUUACUGUGUGUAAGUGAUGUUAAUCUUUGAAACUUGUACACUCUAUAAUAUAGUUGAUUAACGUCAGUUGUAACAGUUAAGUGAAGUAAGAAAUGUGAGCUCUAGUGGUAGAAACUUUACUAGUGACCCCAACGGCAUGUGCAAUUUUUUGAAAAAGUUCCCAUUUAUUCAUGCUAUAGUAAAAAACCCAUAUUUACAGUA
Rhinichthys klamathensis goyatoka is the source of this 1368-nucleotide messenger RNA. It is a transcript of the gene fbxo44.1, whose product is annotated as F-box protein 44, tandem duplicate 1. Gene Ontology annotation, cellular component: cytoplasm; SCF ubiquitin ligase complex. The record is from RefSeq and is a predicted model, not a curated record. Bases 50 to 958 code for a protein of 302 amino acids. Gene Ontology annotation, molecular function: protein binding; ubiquitin protein ligase activity. The transcript is spliced from 6 exons. Lineage: Eukaryota; Metazoa; Chordata; Actinopteri; Cypriniformes; Leuciscidae. Gene Ontology annotation, biological process: glycoprotein catabolic process; SCF-dependent proteasomal ubiquitin-dependent protein catabolic process.